This is a messenger RNA of Scatophagus argus, 3129 nucleotides long. It is a transcript of the gene rbm5, whose product is annotated as RNA binding motif protein 5. Lineage: Eukaryota; Metazoa; Chordata; Actinopteri; Scatophagidae. Gene Ontology annotation, cellular component: nucleus. Gene Ontology annotation, molecular function: RNA binding. The record is from RefSeq and is a predicted model, not a curated record. The coding region runs from base 179 to 2746 and encodes 855 amino acids. Gene Ontology annotation, biological process: mRNA splicing, via spliceosome. The transcript has 25 exons.
GCCAUACUGCAAUGCAUCUUGGGAUAAAGAAGGUGUCGUUGUAGUGCUGUAGAAAGUCCUUGGACGUGAGAUGAUUUUUUUUACCUGCAAAUUGUUAAAUAUCAUUUUGAAAAACUAUUGGUGAAAAAUAAGAUUGUUUAUCAACUACGCCGAGGCCGUGUGUCUGCUGUAGGGAGAAAUGGGAGCUGAUAAAAGGAUUAGCCGCACAGAGCGAAGUGGUAGGUAUGGCUCUGACCAGUCCCGUGAUGAAUCAGAUUGGCGUGACAGACGAGAGAGGGACCAAGACCGUGAUCACAACAUGCGCCGCUGGGGCGAUGAGAGACGUAGUGAUCGUUUUGAAGAGCGUCGAGGAUCAAGAGACAGUCCAGAGCAAAGAGAAAGGAAACGACGCAACAGUGAUAGAUCAGAAGAUGGUUAUCACUCUGAUGGCGACUACCCAGAGCAGGACUACAGGAGGGAGCCUGGCGAGGAGAAGAAGAGCAAGACCAUCAUGCUCUGGGGUCUUUCUCCUCAUGUCACUGAGGAUGAUAUUCGUUUUGCCAUAGACCAACUGGAGGGACCACAGCCGGUGGAUGUCAGGCUAAUGAAGAAGAAAACAGGUAUAAGCCGUGGUUUCGCCUUCGUGGACUUUUAUCACUUGCAAGAUGCUACCCGAUGGAUGGAGACCAAUCAGAAACGUCUGACCAUCCAAGGCAAAAGCGUGGACAUGCACUACAGUCACCCCAGAAACAAGUAUGAAGACUGGCUCUGCAACACUUGUGGCCUGUACAAUUUCCGGAGGAGGCUGAAGUGCUUCAGGUGUGGAGCAGCCAAAGCUGAAGGUGACACCAGCAAUAAUACUGGAGUCUCUGAACCUCAACCCAGUGGAGAGUUCUGUGGCGACACAAUCAUCCUGCGAAAUAUAGCUCCUCUGACUACUGUGGAAGCCAUCAUGACAGCCCUGGCACCAUACGCUAAUCUUUCAUCCAACAACAUUCGGCUCAUCAAGGACAAGCAGACGGGCCAAAACAGGGGCUUUGCCUUUGUGCAGCUGUCUUCUCCUCUGGAGGCCUCUCAGCUGCUAACCAUCUUGCAGGGACUGCAGCCUCCACUAAAACUGGAUGGAAAAACAAUUGGAGUGGACUAUGCUAAGAGUGCUAGAAAGGACCUUUUACUACCUGAUGGAAAUCGUGUCAGUGCCUUCUCUGUGGCCAGCACAGCUAUUGCUGCAGCCCAGUGGUCCUCAAGUCAGCCACAGCAGAGCUCAGAGGGCAUGUCAGAGUACAGCUACCUGCAAGACGGCUUUCCUUCAUUGUCACAGGAUUACCAGACGUUCUACCAGCAAGGAGCAGGUGCCAGCACCUCUCAGGGAAAUGGGAUUCUAGGAGCUGCCCCAGGUGUAAAGAUUGUUCCAACUGCAGCUGGAGUAGUGAUAUCACAAACUGCGCAAGUCUACCAACCCCAUAUAAUUGUGCAGCCUGCUGUUCAGGCUUUACCACUUGCCCAGCAACUGGAGGCAAAACCCCAGACAGGACAUCUUUCAGGUGUUGAAGCUGCGUCUGUGCCUGUUGCCCCCGUCGCCGCUGCCACGGUUACUGCUGCCAGCACAUUAAUAGCCUCGGGACAGACAGCUGACACCAGCACUUCUGCUCCUGAUACCUCCACCUAUCAGUACGAUGAGUCCUCUGGCUACUAUUAUGAUCCUCAAACUGGCCUCUACUAUGACCCAAAUAGUCAUUAUUACUACAAUGCACAGACCCAGCAAUAUCUAUACUGGGACAGUGAAAAGCAGACAUAUGUACCAGCAUCAACUGACAUAAAUGCUGGACCAAAUGAUAAUGCUGCUGCAGCCACAAGCAGCAAAGAUCCUAAAGAACCCAAGGAGAAAAAGGAAAAGCCUAAAAGCAAGACUGCUCAGCAGAUUGCUAAAGAUAUGGAAAGGUGGGCUAAAACUCUCAACAAGCAGAAAGAGAACUUCAAGAGUAGUUUUCAGCCUAUCAGUCAAGAAGAGAGGAAGGAGGCAGCAGCUGCAGAUGCUGGCUACACACUUUUUGAAAAGAAGCAGGCAGGAACUUUAGACAGACUCAUGCCAGAGAUGCCAAAGUGCUCUGAGGAGGAGCCACCAACCAGCUCAGUUAGCACUUCCAAGUGUGUCCUUGUGGCAGCCUACAGUGGAGACAGUGACCCGGAAGAGGUGGGAGCAGAGCCUGAUGGUGGCGACGGAAUUCAGAACAAGCUGACAGACUGGACAAAAUUGGCUUGCUUGCUGUGUAGGCGACAGUUUCCCAACAAAGAGAGUCUAAUUCGACAUCAGCAACUCUCGGACCUCCACAAGAAAAACCUGGAGGUUCUCCGCAGAUCCAAAAUGAGCGAAGCUGAGCUGGAGGAGUUGGAGAGAAAAGAGACUGAGAUGAAAUACAGAGACAGGGCUGCUGAGAGGAGAGAAAAAUAUGGCAUCCCUGAACCCCCAGCCCCCAAAAAGAAGAAAUUUAGUCAACCAGCACCAGUCAUUAAUUACGAACAACCCACUAAGGACGGCCUUAACAGUGACAAUAUUGGGAACAAAAUGCUGCAGGCCAUGGGCUGGAAGGAGGGUAAAGGUCUCGGUCGCAACCAGCAGGGCAUCACUACACCAAUUGAGGCACAGUUGAGGACAAAGGGAGCUGGACUUGGCACCAAAGGCACCAAUUACACCCUCUCUGCUUCAGACACGUACAAAGACGCAGUCCGCAAAGCUAUGUUUGCUCGCUUCACUGAAUUGGAAUGAGUGGUUGGUCUCGAGCUCAAUUGAUUUAUCAUCAAGACUUGCAGAAGAUUUGCUUCACGUCCACAUCAACAGCGACAAGUGAAUUGGCAUGGAUGCUAAAGAGAGGUUCUCCUUAAAUGAUUUCACUCCGUGUAUGAUACAUGAUGAUUAUGUCUCUUGGCAUAAUGGUUAAAUCAGACAAUACAAAAAACAUCUGUAAUGGAGGUCUGUUAAGAUAGUGAAUAAGAUUAUUUAUAAAUGUACAUAGGCACAGUAAUUUUGUUAAGUUUACAUAUUUGUUCUGUGUUAAUGCCAUUUUUCUGUCUCAGCAUGUUUAAAAGAUUGUACAGUUUAUACAAAGAUCUUUUUUCUGUUUGUUCAAAAAAUAAACGACAUUGAUUUAU